AUCCGCUCGAAUUGAACGGGUACGGCACGAUUACUCUAUCUAGUGUCGCGUCUGGAGCACUCUACAUUGAACCAGUCUUGCUCGACGUUGUUUAACACCGGUGCAGGAUAUUUCCACUCCACGCGUUUUCCAGUGUCAACGACCUCGACAGUGACACUGGUGUCCUGGAUGAAGUCCUAAGGCCCAGGACACUGGUAAUCUCGUGCCGAUGCUUAAAUAUUAAAACCGACAUUCAUCGGCAAGAUUCCUGAAUGCCGAGAUAGAGGAGAGUUUGUGCAGGCACUUCGGGAAAGUGCGUAAGAAUUCGGGGGAGAGAUUUAAGCAGUCUCAGCGACAACUCGAGAGCGGAGAGAAGAGGGAGAGGAUGGUCAAAACAUAUAUAUUCAUGGUGUGAGAGUGACGCGUGCUGAUUGAAUGCCAAAGGUGGUCGCUGAUAAUCGAUGAAUGCGGGUGAUGAUAGAUGUGCCGGUGUCGUUGUUGCGGAGUGUGACUUAUCACCAGCGCAUUUCCGUCAGCCUGUCCUCACGACACCGUUGACGUAAUAUAGGUAAACGUGAAAAAACGUGAGACAGGAUUUAGAGCGCAAGGAAUCGCGAUGAAUCGCGCUACCAAGUUCUACAAGCUGCUGGCAGUCCUCUUCUGCUACGAAGCCUACAGCUAUAGCCUGAUCCUAGAGGAGGAUAAGGAACCGAAUUAUCUUACCGCCGGGGUAGGGGAGUAUGCGGUGUUUAAUUGCGAUCUUGAUUUUCCACACGAGACGCCAAUUCCAUAUAUUCUUCAAUGGAACCGUGACGGACGUGCGGUAUUUUCUUGGUACGACGGACACGUGACGGUGGAAAAUAUUUACAAAGGUCGCAUACACUUGCUGGACGAUGCCGGUCAUCGUGGAUAUGGCCAGGGGAGUAUAAAUCUCACGAAUAUUCGCGAAAGCGAUCAAGGCUGGUACGAGUGCAAGGUAAUCUUCCCCAAUAGAACGCCGAAUUCAAGACACAAUGGCACGUGGUUCCACCUCGCCAUUGAUGGUGCGUCGCCGUUUCCGACGACUGUUGCAGGUGACACUCUACUUGCGAUACCACCUGUCAAUAAAACUGCCAUGGAAGGUGAAGUGAUUACCUUUGACUGCGUCGCGAAAGGAGAGGGUACUAUCGUAACUUGGUUUCGCGAAGGAAUACCCGUCUCGGAAAUACAAGAUCUCAAAAGAAGAGCCUCUACCGGUACCGAUGGAACGCUGACGAUAAAUUCAGCCGCCAUGGGUGAUCUUGGAGAAUACACGUGCGUGGUGACUGGAGAAAAUGGAGAUGAGCAAAGCGCAUCGGCCUUUCUUAAUGUACAAUAUAAGGCGAAGGUGAUCUAUGCACCACGGGAAGUCUAUCUUCCGUACGGCAAACCAGCACUCUUGGACUGCCAUUUUAGGGCGAAUCCGCCCCUCACAAACCUCCGUUGGGAGAAAGAUGGCUUUCUCUUUGAUCCUUACAAUGUGCAAGGAGUCUUUUAUAGAAGAAAUGGAUCUCUCUAUUUUAGUAAAGUGGACGAGACGCACUCGGGAAGUUACAGUUGUACUCCCUAUAACGAGCUAGGCACUGACGGACCCAGCCCUUCGAUCACAGUGGUUGUAAAUGACAAGAUUGUAAAUCCUUGCAAUUUCGAGAUAGUUCAAAGACCGCCGGUGUUUACGGUAACGCCACAACAUUUAUAUAUGCGAAAAUUGGGUGAAAGCUUAGAAAUUCCUUGUGAUGCCAGAGACGGUGACGAUUCGCAUCGACCAGCCAUCGUAUGGUACAAGGACGGAUCGCCUUUGAUGUCCGAGAGAACCAUAAUGAUUGGCGGCAAUCUCACGAUAGAAAAGAUCCAAGAACAUGAUCGAGGAUUGUAUCAAUGUGCAGCCAGCAACGAGGCAGCAACGGUCGUCGUGGAUGCUGAAUUAAUGGUGCUGAAUGUGCCACCCAGAGCGCCGUACAAUUUAAGCGCUAACAGCAGCAAAAACGCCGUCACUUUGACUUGGGUACCAGGAUACGUGAGACCCAAGAUGGAGUACUCAGUAUGGUACAGACCGACAGAUACGUCGGAAUGGAGAACCAUGAAAAUUCUCUCGAGAAAAAUUACGGAGGCUACGGUCAACAACCUCCACCCAGGACGAGAAUACGAGUUCAUGGUGCUCAGCCAGGAUAAGCACGGCGAUGGGAUGUUCAGCAAGGCACUUCGAAUAUUCACUCAGCCAAGUUCCUUCGACGAGAACUCGGCAUCGGAAUAUCGCAGUUCGCAAGAGACCGAAAUCAUGGGGCCACCGCGCAAUGUGAGAGUGCAAGCAACCGUUGAAGGUUUUUUGGUCACGUGGGAACCACCUGACUUAGGCAAAAAUCAAGUUAGACUUUAUACUGUGAGAUGGUAUAGAGGACCAUCUGAACAUUUAUACGGCAGAGCAGAAACGACAGACACUUAUUAUUUAGUAAAAACUUUGGAAGAAGAAAGUUUCUAUACUUUCGAAGUGGCAGCGAUGUCUCUCACGGAUGAUAUCGCAACUAGCGAACGAGUCGGCCUAGAAGUGCCCGCUUAUCGUCGCAACAGGGCGAUUUCUAUGGGAAUUGUCGCCGGUAUUGGCUUUUUAGCCGCUGCUCUAGCCGCUGUAUGGUGGGCGAGGAAACGAUUCUGCCAGCCAUCUAAUGAAAAAUAACCGAGCAAAUACAUAAAAUAUAUAAAAUACGUAAAAAUGCACGUGAGUGUUUACAAACAGAAUAAUUAUUCAUACGAGUUUAUAAAAAAUUAUAAAUAUGUAUACUAAUUGUCAGAAGUUGUUUCAAAAAAAAAAUGGCAUUGCAUCAAGAUAUUUUACAAAAAAUACACAAUUUUCCUUAAAGCAAGAUCUUAUAAGUUCUUAUAAAUUAAUAUACAUGUCUUAAGAUCUUAUAAGUUCUUAUAAAUUAAUAUACAUGUCUUAAGAGUGGAAAAAUAUGAAUCGUAAAAACAUAUCUAACGUCAUUAUGUUAUCAUAAAAUUGGUAUUAGAUAUGCAAAAACUUUUAGAUUACAUCAAGCGAUUUUGUUUGUUGAGCUCUAUUCUAUCUUACUAUCGAGUGUUCUUGCGUCGCUAAUUAUAUUAUAUUUUGUAUGUCGUUUAACAGCUUUAUUAAAUAAUUGCACAAAUGUUAAAUGGAUAGAUUUCAUGUGUGAGUUGCAGAUCGUUGACCUGAAUAUGAGAUCAUGAAUCGAGA
Pogonomyrmex barbatus (red harvester ant) is the source of this 3208-nucleotide messenger RNA. It is a transcript of the gene bdl, whose product is annotated as borderless. NCBI's taxonomy places the organism in Eukaryota, Metazoa, Arthropoda, Insecta, Hymenoptera, Formicidae. Gene Ontology annotation, biological process: cell-cell adhesion. Gene Ontology annotation, molecular function: protein binding. The record is from RefSeq and is a predicted model, not a curated record.